UGCAAGAUCCCUACCAAGCCCACACAAGACUGACCACCUGAUGGCUGAUCGAAUCCCACCCGAAUUGACUGGUGCUACGUUCGAUCACAGGUCGAUUCCGCUGAACUCAGGGCAGUUGUUGCACGCAGUUGGGAUCGAUCGACUAUUCAGGCUGCCCGGUGUUGGCGGCGUACCGAAAGGAGACCAUCCGGUCCGCGGUGUCGCAUCGCGUCGUGCGUCCGUGCCCAACAGCUGGUCUGGUCGUGCCGGUGGGCCGAGGAAGACGUAUUAGACACGGGCGGCAGCGACUCCGCCUACCGCGAGCCGCGCCACAGGGGGGCGGGAUUUCCACGGGCGAUGUGCUCGCCCGCCGGCGCACCCGCCCUUGUCUCGCGCGUCGCGCCGCCGGGGGCGCCGGGGCGAUUGGUCGUCCUUAUUUAGGCACCGUCCGAGCCGAGCUGAGCCAAGGCGCCAUGAGCUCCUCCUCCCCCGUGGCGCGCCUCCUCUUGUCACUGCUCCUGUGCGCCGCCGCGCUCGGAUUCGUCCCCCGCUGCCAUGGCGCUCGCGCCGCGGUGGCGCCCGGCUUCGUCACCGUCUCCGCCGCCAGCUUCAAGCCGGGGUCGACGUGCAGCUCCCCCGACCCAGGUUUCAGUUGCACCGCGGCGGAACGGCACGUCGGCCGUGCUGCGGCUGACGCCCCGGCACGGGCCGUGCGCCCCCUCGCGGACGUCCUCGCUGGCGGCGGCCCCGUCGGUCGCCGACACGCUGCGCGCGGACCAGCGGCGGGCGGAGUACAUACUGAGGAGGGUGUCCGGUGCCGGCGCGCACCAGCUGCUGGGAUCCAAGGCGGCGGCGGCGACGGUGCCGGCGAGCUGGGGCUACGACAUCGGCACGCUCAACUACGUGGUGACGGCGAGCCUGGGCACGCCGGGCGUGGCGCAGACGCUGGAGGUGGACACCGGCAGCGACCUGUCGUGGGUGCAGUGCAAGCCGUGCGCGGCGGCGGCGUGCUACAGCCAGAAGGACCCGCUCUUCGACCCCGCCCGGUCGUCGUCGUACGCCGCCGUGCCGUGCGGCGCGUCCGCGUGCGCGGGGCUGGGCCUGUACGCGGCCGGCUGCUCGGCGGCGCAGUGCGGGUACGUGGUCAGCUACGGCGACGGGUCCAACACCACGGGCGUGUACGGCUCCGACACGCUGACGCUGACGGCGACGGACGCGGUGCAGGGGUUCCUCUUCGGCUGCGGCCACGCGCAGAGCGGGCUGCUCGCCGGCAUCGACGGGCUCCUCGGCCUCGGCCGCGAGCCGGUGUCGCUCGUGGGGCAGACAGCGGGCGCGUACGGCGGGGUCUUCUCCUACUGCCUCCCGACCAAGCCGUCCACCGCGGGGUACCUGACGCUGGGCGCCGCGGCGGGCGGCGCGGCGCCGGGGUUCGCGACGACGCAGCUGCUGCCGUCGCCGGCCGCGCCGACGUACUACAUCGUGAUGCUGACGGCCAUCAGCGUGGGCGGGCAGGCGCUGAGCGUGCCGCCCUCGGCGUUCGCGGGCGGGGCGGUGGUGGACACGGGCACGGUGGUCACCCGGCUGCCCCCGGCCGCGUACGCGGCGCUGCGGUCCGCGUUCCGCGGCGGGAUGGCGGCGUACGGGUACCCGUCGGCUCCGCCGAACGGGAUCCUGGACACGUGCUACGACUUCGCCGGGUACGGCGCCGUGACCCUCCCCACCGUGGCGCUGACGUUCAGCAGCGGCGCGACCCUGACGCUGGGCGCGGACGGGAUCCUGUCGUUCGGGUGCCUGGCGUUCGCGGCCAGCGGCAGCGACGGCGGCAUGGCCAUCCUCGGGAACGUGCAGCAGCGCUCGUUCGAGGUGCGCAUCGACGGCGCCUCCGUCGGGUUCAGGCCCGGCGCCUGCUGAUCAUUGCUCACCCAUUCGCUCAUCGAUUAACAGCCGGUGACUGGCUUCUGAUUAAUGAAUUACAAUCUAGUACUAGCAGUGAGUAUGCGUGUACGCACACGAGAGUACAUAGAUACAUAGUACAUGACAGUAUACAUACAGAUUUGCAGAGUAUACAUGACAACAUAAAUACACGACAGUUGGAUGCA
Panicum virgatum (switchgrass) is the source of this 2078-nucleotide messenger RNA. RefSeq names its product aspartyl protease family protein At5g10770-like. Gene Ontology annotation, molecular function: aspartic-type endopeptidase activity. Bases 535 to 1890 code for a protein of 451 amino acids. The transcript has 2 exons. Gene Ontology annotation, biological process: proteolysis. NCBI's taxonomy places the organism in Eukaryota, Viridiplantae, Streptophyta, Magnoliopsida, Poales, Poaceae. The record is from RefSeq and is a predicted model, not a curated record.